Messenger RNA from Postia placenta MAD-698-R-SB12, 441 nucleotides. RefSeq lists its product as hypothetical. The transcript is spliced from 6 exons. Bases 1 to 441 code for a protein of 146 amino acids. NCBI's taxonomy places the organism in Eukaryota, Fungi, Basidiomycota, Agaricomycetes, Polyporales, Adustoporiaceae. The record is from RefSeq and is a predicted model, not a curated record.
AUGUUCAAUACCUGUGCGCGGAUGGCACUCAGUCCUGUUCGUCGGUCACCCGCGCCAAGCCAAAGCAACGGCACAAGGGACGCAUUCAGGCUUUCAGUCGAUAGUCACGCACCUCAGCCACUCGCUAUCAAGGAUCUCUACUCUGUAUGCUCUGCUGCCGUCCGCUUCCUUGAUUGCUCCAGCUCCCCUCUUUUUUUGUCACAAGAAAUUCCUACUCGCAAGCUGACAGACCUUGGACGACAGUCGUGCGAACUUAACAAGGCAUCCUAUGCUACUGACCGUCUAUUUAUGGCAGGGUCGACGAAUCUUUUCGUGACUUUUGAAUACGCCGUCCAUCGGCAGAACCCGCACUUAAAUCGUUCGCUGAUGGCGCUGGCACGACCUCGAGAGUUCUUCAUUGAGAUCAAGAACAUUGAGAUUUCAUGCUUGCUUAAGAUGUAG